Molecule: messenger RNA, 4286 nt
Organism: Nothobranchius furzeri (turquoise killifish)
Lineage: Eukaryota; Metazoa; Chordata; Actinopteri; Cyprinodontiformes; Nothobranchiidae
Gene: cgnb
Product: cingulin b
Biological process (GO): microtubule cytoskeleton organization
Cellular component (GO): bicellular tight junction; myosin complex
Molecular function (GO): microtubule binding
Source: RefSeq, a predicted model, not a curated record
UCUGACGUGUUGGCAACAGGUUCCACUGGCAGCGAGGGGAGCAUUUCCCCGUUCUCCACGUUCAGCUCAUUGAAUAAAACCUUCUCAGCGAUGUCUGGAGUUUCUGCAGCCACACGGAACCGAAACCUCCCGAACAUCUGAGCGAGGAGCAAGUCAAAAUUUGGCUCAUCUUCGCAGAAACAGGAAGCGUGGAGAAUAUGAGCACUCCUUCGACUGACCGAAAGCCCCAGGUGGAUUAUGGCGUUCAGAUUCGCUUCAUUAAAGACCUCCAUGACACAGGUGGAGGCUAUGUGGAAAAGUCAAAGAUAAACGGCGCAAGUCCCUCGUCCAGCAAAUACGGGGUGGCCGUACGGGUUCAAGGAAUUUCUGGACAGCCUUAUGUGGUGCUAAAAGAUGGACAGAAAGGUGACUCGUAUGGAGUUCAGCUGACUAACCCCACCCCCAGUCCUACUUCAGGACCUCCAUCGCCCUACAACAGUGUCCCCAAACUCAAAAAAGAGCCGUCAGAAUUCACAAGGCCCUUCAGCCCAGUUGUGAGUACUCCCCAUUCCCCUGUUUCACCACCAGCAGAAGAUGAAGAUGGGGAAAUUUUUGGGAGCCCUCUCAAAAGACCUCCAGGUGAUGGUCAAGCAGGAACACAGGCAGAGGAGGAAGGUGGAGCUGGGCGGGAACGAGCAGUGGAGAGGCCAAAAUCGGAACCCACAUUCAAAGCGCCCCUCAGUGAACUGGAGGAAAAAAAAGAUAGGACUGAUGAAGAGGAGUAUAAUGAAGCUGGCCUGAAAUCUGUAAAAUCAAGUGCUGUGGGACCUAAAAGGUUUAAACAAACUGGCUCUGGGUUCUCUAACUCUUUGGGUCGGUACAGCAGAAAGAAACUGUGCUCCAAUUCUUCUCCUCAACCCUUCCCAGAAAUUCCACCACUGAUUGACAGUGAUCCGGUCCAAGCGAUUGACACUAACUCAUUGGCUCCAAUCAACAAACUUAUCAGUAAGUUCAACAACGGCAGUGCUCCACAAACCAGAGGCCGCUCUGGUGCAAGGCAGCGGCUGAGAUUCGACGAACGAAGGAGGUCCAGGAGUCUUGAUGCCAGAAAAGAUGUAGAGCCAGAAGUUACCCAUCCACUUCCUAAAUCUCCUAUUCUCAACCCCUAUGCUGCUUCAGUAUCUGCCUCCUCUAGUUUAUUGAAGUCAUCUGCUCCAGGAAGUAGCCUGGGAAAGAGUCCCGUAUCUGCUACCAAGGUGGUGGCAGUCAAUGCCCCUAAGGCAAGCUUUAAGCCACCUGAGAAGUUUGUUGCCAAGGAUGGCCCUCCAGCCAUUGCAAGAAAGCCUAGUCCGAGUCAAAGCACAGAGGUCAUUAAUUGGGAGGAGGCUCACGUCAAGCAGGCUAUUUACAACAUCCUAAAAGAAGGCACUAUGGAGAGUGAAGGAUCCCUUCAAAGAAAAGUCAACCUUGUCUAUGAGACAACCGACAGACCGAAGAAAGGAGAAUCUGCUGGAAGCGUCAAAAAGAAUCUGGAGAGUCUUCAGAAGCAACUUGAACGCUGCAAGAAGGAACUGGACCUGGCAAAUGACGAACUUUCUGCAGAGCGCAUUGACAAAGAACUGGCUGAAUCCCGUCUGCACCUUCAAGAAGACCAGCUGGCUCAACUUCAGGAGGAGUUGAGGAGGGUUUCAGACAAUUUACCCCAGUCAGACUCCUUUCAGACGGAUUUGGUGAACCUGCAGGCCCAGCUUGCUGAGACCACCACGCUGCUCCGGCGCCAAGACGAGGUGCUUCACCAGCGAGAGCGGGAGCUAACGGCGCUGAAGGGAGCGCUGAAGGAGGAGGUGGAAUGUCAUGACCGAGAGAUGGAGGCUCUGAGGGAGCAGUACGGCGUGGAUAUGGAGAGCCUGAGAAAAUCCAUGGAACAGUUCACACAGUCCCAGGAGCUGAUUGAAGAGGAGCGUGAGAAGGUGAAUGCCUCCUUGUUGACGCUGGAGGAAGAGCUGGAGAGCAGCAGAGAUCAGGGGGAGCAGUGGAGGGCGGAGCUGGAGACGACGGCGCGAGAGCUGCAGAACGCCAAGCUGGAACUGAAAAAAUCUGUUUUGGAGAAGGAAAAGGCUGAAGACUCCCUGAAGGAUGCUCGAAGUUCUUUGCUUUCUUUGAAGAAAGAAAAGUCUGCGUCUGCCGAUAACCUUUCUUUAAAGGAGGAGCUUCGUCGUUGUCAUGACGACCUGAAGCAGGCUCGUGCCGAUCUGGACAAGCUAAAAGGCGAGAUAGACGAGAAGAAUGAGGCACUCGAAGCCCUGAGGAGGGCGAGUGAUGAGAAGGAGGCGGAGCUUCGGUUGGACAUCAGCAGGCUGAAGGAGCAAUUUCAGAAAGACAAGGCCGAGCUGGAAAAGUCAUCAGCUGGGUCUGCAGGAAGGACCGAAGUGGACCAUGCUACCAGCCUGCAGGAAGAAAACCCUCGCCUUCGAGAGAGGCUGACCCGCAUGACAAGGCUUCAGUCCAGUCUGCCGCGGAGCUCCAAUGCCGAAGAGGAGCUGGAAGCUCUGGAAGAUGACAACCGUUCCCUGAAGGCUCAGCUCGAGGAGGCCAAGAGGGGUGCCACCCAGCUGGGCAAGGAGAAGGACGAGCUGACCCGGCGCCUGGAGGAGAGGGACCUGGAGAGAGAGGCACUGAGGAGGGGCAAAGGCGACCUGGAGGAGCAGAAACGGCUGCUGGACCGAGCAUUGGAGAAGCUGAACAAGGAGAUGGAGGUGAUGAUGGGAGACUCGCGUCAGUCGGUGGCCACCCUGCAGACCCAGCUGGAGGACUUCAGGGAGCGAUCGAGGAAGGACCUGCUGGAGGCGCAGAGGAACAACAAGGACAGGCUGGCUGAGCUGCAGAGGGCUCAGAAUAACCUGAAGGCCCAGCAGGAGGAGGUUUCCCGUCUGAAGAAGGAGCUGCUGACGUGCAGUGAGGAGAGAGACAGCGCUCAGCUGGAAAGAGACCUCCUCAACAACCGUCUGAAGCACCUAGAGGGCGAGCUGGAGUCAGAAAAGAGCUCACACACCGACCGCAGCCGCGAGAUCAGAUCCCUGGAGGAUAAAGUUAAAACUCUGGAGUUGGAGGUGGACGAGGAGAGGAGCAGCGUGGAGCUACUGAAUGAUCGCAUAAGCCGAACCAGAGAUCAGGUGGAUCAGCUGCGAUCUGAGCUGAUGCAGGAGCGCUCGGUCAGACACGACCUGGAGAUGGACAAGAGCGCUCUGGAGCGACAGGUGAAAGAGUUAAAGUCCCGCGUCGCCGACAUGGAGGGACAGACUCGACCGUCGGCUGCAAUCACGCUGCUGGAAAACAAGAUUCAGGAGCUGGAGGAGCGGCUGCGCAGCGAGGAGCGAGAGAAGAGCAGCAUCCAGGCGUCCCAGAGAAGGAUGGAGAGGAAACUGAAGGAGCUAAAUGUCACAUUGGACCAGGAGAGAAGCCAACAUGUUGAGCAGAAAGAUCAGCUGACCCUCCGUGUUAAAGCCCUGAAGCGGCAGGUGGACGAGAGUGAAAGUGAGGUGGAGCGCUUGGAAGGAGUCCGCCGUAAAGUCCUCCGGGACCUGGAGGAGCAGCAGGAGCUCCAGGAGGCUCUGCGGGCAAAGGUCACAGCGCUCGAGAGCGAGCUAAAGCGAAAGGCUCAGCAGACGCACCGGAUCGCUCUGAGCUCGUCCACCUUAAGCUCUGAUGAUGAGGAUGACUUCUCUAUGGCGUCACCUUCGUCCUGAACCAGAACUGAGGGAUGAAGAGGACAGAUCUAAAACCUCCUUGUGUAGCAGAUUUUUUUCUUUAGUUUUGACAUCUGCUGUGGUUUAUUCACAAAUCUGAUAUUUGUUUUUGUUUUUUCACAUAUUUAAAAAAGAUUUUGCGACCACUGUGCUGUGUGGUUUUUCUCUGUUUGUUUUUUUAAAGACUCCUCUGCAUGUUUUAAAGCAGUCUACUACCAGAUCAGGCUGCAGAUUUCACCUAAAAUAAAAGAAUCUAAAUCGGUGCUUUUUGCUGUUGCAUGAUAAAUUAUUUCUGAAUGUAUUCAUUUUGUGAUUAUUUGUUUUUUUACCUUUGGACUGUGACCAUCUUUAAACUGAGCCUGUAUUAUAUUACUCCAGACAAUCAGAGCCAAAUCAAUGUCACCCUGUAAUACUUUUAUUUUGUAAUUUAAAUUUUCACAUCUACGUGCGCGUCUUAACUCUGACGCCUUACCGUCACGAUAGAACUCCCCUCACAUUGCUGCAGGAGUGUUUGAACUCUCCACUCCCUCUGCUGUACGGAUUAAAAUAAUAUUUCUCAAG